Sander lucioperca (pikeperch) is the source of this 5589-nucleotide messenger RNA. Its product is annotated as protein diaphanous homolog 1. The transcript has 28 exons. Gene Ontology annotation, molecular function: actin binding; small GTPase binding; microtubule binding. NCBI's taxonomy places the organism in Eukaryota, Metazoa, Chordata, Actinopteri, Perciformes, Percidae. Bases 859 to 4515 code for a protein of 1218 amino acids. Gene Ontology annotation, biological process: actin cytoskeleton organization; actin filament polymerization. Gene Ontology annotation, cellular component: actin filament; cytoplasm. The record is from RefSeq and is a predicted model, not a curated record.
CAUUUUACCGGAGAUCUCUAACUCUUUCACGGAGCGAUGACCCCUGGAUGAUCCCUCUGUGCAGUGUUGGCAGAACUGUCUGCUAAAUCCUCUCAGGUGUAGCUGCAGAGCGCAGGCUCCUCCCCCAGCCAGCUCUCUCUCUGACCGGACUGUCAGAAGAACAGGAAGACUCCUCUACCGCUAAAGACGUAUUCGCUUACCACUGUCAUUAGGGGUUAAAAAGUUAACUAAACUUGUAAAGCAGUCAUGGAAACUAAUUUAGGAGACACAGUCGGGGCAAGUCAUCUGUAAUACCAACUCGUCGCCCUUGUUGUAGUCGCCGAAACAACUCGUGGAAGUGGGAAGAGCGGAGUUGUUUUCUUUCCACGGAGACUUUACCUACUGUAGUCAGACGAGCUAGCAUAGCUAAAGCUAACGGUUAGCUCAGUUACCGCAUACUUCGGGACUUAAAAUUCAAAUCGUUUAAAGCUUCGGUUUGUUUCACAUGUGGAUACUGGUAGAAUACAUCCUCGUUUGUAUUUUAUAAACGCAACAGGUUGUUUUCGUACUUGUCGUCCCGAGGUCUUGGGGCUGUGCUUUGAAUUUCCCUCCUUCAGUGAUACAGAGAGACGGCUUAGCGAAGGGCUCGGGGUAGUUGGCUUUUUACCAAAUCAUUAGCAACUUUGUGCUAAUUGUAGCUAAGUUAGCAAGGGCUCUAGCUUAGGCCAAAGGGAAUUAACAGUUGGCUUUUUCUCAAAGUUAGGAAAUACCCUCGGAAGAAACGUUUGCUUUUGUUACGUUUGAGUGUGGGGGAAGAUUAGGUAACGUUACCGCCACAGGGUUAUUUUGACACCCAAGGAAACGGAUUAAGUUAUAAAUAUGGAUCCAAACACGGGGAGCUCUGCCUCAGCUGCAGGUCCCAAGAAGGACAAGAAAUCGAAGAAGAGCUAUGAGGAUGGAGAUGGGAAAAAGAAAUUUACCCUCAAACGCCUGAUUCCUGACGAGUUGGAGCGUUUCACCAGCAUGAGGAAAAAGGACAAGGAGAAGCCCGUCCAGGUUCCGAGUCAGCGACACUCUUCAGCUGCCAGCUAUGAGCUCGGCGCUCCGAGUGCUAUGCUGCAUGAUCAUUCUGAUGAAUACGUCCUGGAACUCUUCGAACAGAUGCUGGUGGAUAUGAACCUGAAUGGGGAGAAGCAGCAGCCUCUAAGGGCAAAAGACAUUAUGAUCAAACGAGAGAUGGUCUCCCAGUACCUCCACACGUCUAAAGCUGGUCAAAACCAGAAAGAGAGCGCCAAAUCAGCCAUGAUGUACAUCCAGGAGUUAAAGUCAGACUACCGAGACACACAGCUGCUGAGCUGUCUGGAAUCUCUGCGAGUCUCUCUCAAUAACAACCCUGUCAGUUGGGUGCAGAACUUUGGAGAUGAAGGGCUGGCCCUGCUGCUGAAUCUGCUUAAAAGACUACAGGAGGACAAAGACGAGUACCCAAUGAUGGGAGUGAAAUGUCAGCACGAGAUCAUUCGUUGUCUAAAAGCCUUUAUGAACAACAAGUAUGGUCUAAAAUCCAUGCUGGAGUCAGUUGAGGGAAUUCCUCUGUUGGUCAAAGCCAUCAACCCUCAGGUGCCACAUAUGAUGGUGGAUGCUGUCAAGCUACUUUCUGCCAUCUCAAUAUUGGAACAUCCUGAGAACCUUCAUGAGCGUGUUUUGGAGGCCAUUACAGAGGAGGCAGAGAGACGGGACAUCGAGAGGUUCCAGCCUCUCCUUGCUGGCAUGAACAAUCACAACAUUGCUCUUAAGGGUGGCUGCAUGCAGCUAAUCAACGCCUUAAUAAGCCGGGGAGAAGAGUUGGACUUCAGGAUCCAUAUUCGCUCUGAACUGCUAAGAUUGGGACUCAGAGACCUGCUGACGGAGGUGCGACUGAUAGAAAACGAAGAGCUGAGGGUGCAACUCAUGGUGUUUGAUGAGCAGGCUGAAGAUGACUCUGAGGACCUCAAAGCACGUCUUGAAGACAUCCGCAUUGAGAUGGAUGAUGUGAGGGAAGUGUUUGAGAUCCUAUUCAACACUGUGAAGGACUCCAAGGGCGAAACCCACUUCCUGUCCGUGAUGCAGCACCUGCUGCUGAUCCGUAAUGACUAUUUGGCCAGGCCUCAGUACUACAAGUUAAUAGACGAGUGUAUCGCUCAGAUCGUGCUUCACAGGAAUGGAGCGGACCCUGACUUCAAGUGCCGUAAACUCAGCCUCAACAUUGAAGGCUUGAUAGACAACAUGGUCGACCAGACCAAGGUGGAAACUAGUGAGGCCAAGGCAGCUGAGCUGGAAAAGAAGCUGGAUGCAGAGUUGACAGCACGUCACGAGUUGCAGGUGGAGCUGAAGAAACUGGAGGGUGACUAUGAGCAGAAGCUGCAGGAUUUGAGCCAAGACAAGGAACAGCUGGCCACUGCUAAGCUAGAGAGAGAGAAGCAGAACCAGGAACUACAACAACAGCUAAGCACUCUGCAACAGCAGAUUGAAAAGCUGUCUAAAGAUCUGGAAGAGGCCAAGACCAAAGUAGUCACAGUUACUGUUCCCGUGCCAACACCUGGUUUCUCUCUUCCACCACCUGCCCCUCCUCUCCCUGGCCAGAAUGCAGGUAUGCCCCCUCCACCUCCGCCCCCUCCCUUACCAGGCCAUGUAGGCAUGCCUGUUGCCCCAGCCCCUCCUCCUUUACCGGGUCAUGCCGGUAUUCCUCCCCCACCACCUUUACCAGGCAUGCCAGGACCUCCACCACCCCCGCCUCUCCCUGGCAUGCCUGGACCUCCACCACCCCCGCCUCUACCUGGCAUGCCAGGGCCGCCACCCCCUCCACCCUUCCCUGGGAUGGGACCUCCACCUCCACCACCACCUGGGUUUCCUGGUAUGCCCCCUCCACCACCAGGCCCAGGCAUGCCUCCACCUCCACCAUUUGGCAUGGGGGGCUGGGGUCCUGCUGCACCACCCUCACUGCCUUAUGGGCUCCAGCCUAAGAAGGAGUACAAGCCUGAGGUCCAGCUGAAGAGAGCCAAUUGGAGCAAGAUCGGACCUGAGGACCUCUCUGAGAAGAGUUUCUGGACCAAGGCGAAAGAGGGGAAAUUUGAAAACAAUGAGCUCUUUGCCAAACUCACCUUGGCCUUCUCCUCACAGACAAAGACCACUAAAGCCAAAAAGGAGCAGAACGGCGGAGAUGAAAAUAAGCCGGCACAGAAAAAGAAAGUGAAGGAACUAAAGAUCCUCGACUCCAAGUGUUCACAGAACCUUUCCAUUUUCCUGGGAUCGUUCCGUCUCCCGUAUGAGGAGAUCAAGAUUGCUAUCCUGGAGGUUAAUGAGAAGGUCAUCACAGAGUCCAUGGUUCAGAACCUGAUCAAACUACUGCCAGCAACAGAGCAGCUGAGUGUCCUGGGUGAGAUGAAGGAUGAAUAUGAUGACUUGGCUGAGUCCGAGCAGUUUGGAGUAGUGAUGUCCGGCGUGAAGCGGCUGAUGCCACGGCUUCAGGCCAUCCUGUUCAAGCUGCAGUUUGAGGAGCAGCUGAACAACAUCAAGCCAGAUGUAGUGUCUGUGACAGCAGCCUGUGAGGAGCUUUGUAAAAGCCAGAAUUUCACCAAGCUGCUCGAGAUCAUCCUCCUUGUCGGGAACUAUAUGAAUGCUGGCUCGCGCAAUGGAAAUGCAUUUGGCUUCUCCAUAUCAUACCUGUGCAAGCUGCGUGACACCAAAUCAGCUGAUCUGAAGCAGACGCUGCUCCAUUUCCUCGCUGAUGUGUGCAAGGAGCAGUAUCCGGAGGUCAUGGGCUUUACAGACGAGCUCAUCCAUGUGGAAAAGGCCAGCAGAGUUUCUGCAGAGACACUUCAGAAGAACCUUGAGCUGAUGGGCCGUCAGAUCAAGAGCCUGGAAAAAGAUCUGGAAACCUUCCCUCCUCCACAAAAUGACAAGGACCUGUUUGUGGAGAAGAUGACCGUUUUUGUGGGUACUGCCAAUGAGCAGUUUGAGAAGCUGGAUCUACUGCACAAGAAUAUGGAGAAGCAAUAUACCGACCUGGGAGAGUACUUUGUCUUUGACCCGAGAAAAAUGUCCGUAGAGGAAUUCUUUGGGGACCUCAACACCUUUAAAAACAUGUUCCAGCAAGCAGUAAAGGAGAAUCAGAAGAGGAAGGAGGCCGAAGAGAAGCUCAAGAGGGCCAAGCUGGCCAGGGAAAAGGCAGAGAAGGAGAAGGAGGAGAAACUCAAGAAGAGCCAGCUCCUUGACAUCAACGCAGAGGAUGAUGAAACUGGUAUCAUGGAUGGCCUGUUGGAGGCGCUGCAGUCCGGCGCUGCUUUCAGGAGAAAGAGAGGACCACGGCAAGCAGCCAACCACCGACGAGCUGGUCAUGCAGUGACCAACAUCCUGGCCAAAGAGCUGAUGCAGGAAGACGCGCCUUCAUCCAGCAAACUGCCUGCUAAGAAGAAAAAGUCAGAGAAGGAGGAGCCUAAACUAGAAGGAGCCGAGUCAUUAGAGGAGUUACUGGAGGCUACGCUCUCUCGGUCCAAUUAGGCACACAGGGCAGAAAGUUUUUUUACUCAGUCAGUGAUAUCCAAAUGCAGAUGUAUUUAUAGCCAUUUCAGGGGCCAAUAUCAAUCUGAGAUUAGCUCACAGGAAAAAAGCCCCGUUUCCCUGACCCUUGUCUUAACAGGACCAUCUUUUAGGGUAGUAUUGAUUGUGUCUUCUGGGAGGACAGGGAGUGGCAGAGGAUGAAGGUGGGGCUCUGACCUCAGCCACCACUCCUGGAUGGAUGUCCCUCGUCAUCAACCUUUGGAUCUUUGCCAUUGUCAUAAAGAUUUAAUUGCUUUCUUCAUGUGCACAUAUCUGUUCAUGUUAUUUUUUUUUGUUUCACUUGUCAUUUAUCAAAGGGCAUCUUGAGCGAUUCCAAAGACUCAGGAGGGAUCCACCCUUUUUUGUGUUUUUUUUCCCUUCCAAAUCUCUAAUUUAGACUGGGGAUAUCUGGAAUUUGGCACAUCUUGUAGGUGCUUCAUAGGGUUUUCUUUGGAUGUUCCAGGCCAAGACCACUUUGCGCUUUUUCACACUAUGAAACAUAUUGCUUUGUAUUUGCCUGGUAUACUGUAUGUUACUGUUUGUAAAUGUUAAUAAUUUCUCUGUGUUAUUGAAAAAAAGUGCCAACCAAUAGAAAUCUAGUCUUGUCAUUUCACUCCCAGGUUUUGUCCAGUCACCAUUCACAUUGGGCUGCUGUGUGGGCCAGUCCAACAGCAGUCAUCACCUGGGUGUUUAAGUGUGUGUUUUUUUUACUGAGAAGGGAUUUAGUUCACUGGUGUGCAUGCAUAAGUUAGAUUUUACGUAAAAAUGGAGAUGAUUUACACAAACUUGUCUAAGAUACCACAAGUGCCCACAACAGUUAUAUGAAGAAAACCUGCCUACAUCUAUGAACAUGAACAUUCCCAUUAACCCCAGAGGGACGUGGAGAUAGAUUGGAGGAGAAAAGUCUUCCACAGUCAGUUAAACCAAAAAGAAAAACUUUCAAAAGGGUGUUUCCAUACAAAAGCUAGCCUGAGCAGUUUACAUGCCUGUGUGUUUGUGUAUAAGAAUGUGUGUGAAGUAAGCCGCAUUUAUUUA